This is a messenger RNA of Monosiga brevicollis MX1, 1854 nucleotides long. RefSeq lists its product as uncharacterized. Gene Ontology annotation, biological process: regulation of transcription by RNA polymerase II. Lineage: Eukaryota; Choanoflagellata; Craspedida; Salpingoecidae. The transcript has 4 exons. The coding region runs from base 1 to 1854 and encodes 617 amino acids. Gene Ontology annotation, molecular function: RNA polymerase II cis-regulatory region sequence-specific DNA binding; DNA-binding transcription factor activity, RNA polymerase II-specific. The record is from RefSeq and is a predicted model, not a curated record.
AUGGUUCCAAAAAAAAGGCACCGUAUUAGUCAAGCAAAGGAAGAGGCGGGCAAGGUGGCAUGUUUGCUGGAGGACAAGUGGGCGGGCACAAAGACCAAACUCGGGGUCGUGGAAGAUGACGAGGAUAACAAGAGCGUAAGCAACUCGAGCAGCCACAAUCCCGCCCAGAGCAGCAACAACAACGGCAAGAACAACAACAAAGCCCCCGUGACAACCUCCAAGGAAGGUCUGAGCAAGACGUCGGCGGGUACCGAGGCCACACCCAGCACUAGCGGCAAACCCGGGACCGAAGGCGAGCCUCAAGCCAAACACACACCCUCCAUCGAUACCCUGGAGAUGCUUGCGCAGUCUUUGGAUCAGAACCUGGAAAUCCCAGAGCUGCCUUAUUUGGCCUUUGAGGAUGUGCGCGAGGACGCUGAGGAUACGCCUGAGCUGGCUGAUGUCACGGCCGAGAUGGUUGGCGAGUUUGCUGAGAGCUACCGCUCACACUGUGAGACGCUUCUGUCCAAUCUCAAGGAAAUGAACUUUGCUCAGCUCUAUGCCAACAUUCACAGCUUCUGGACAAAGGGUCCGGAAGCACACCGCACCUUGGCCCACUCAGCUGCUGUCUGCAUCAAGGUCGAGCUGUGGGACACCAUUCUAUACGAUACCAUGCUCCACGUGCUGGUGCCCGAGGUGCUCCGGCCAGUUGGCAAGAACGCCAUUAGUACCAUUCAUACCCUCGUGGAUGACCUCAUCUCCUCACUCAAGGAUCUCAAAACGCUCGCCGUCAAGCUUCCCUGGUCUCUCAUCGAAGCCAAGCAGACGGCAGGCGAAGUUCUGGAACAGAUCGUGCGCCGACGUUUGGCCCUGAACGAGUUGGCGCAAGCGGGCAGCAAAAUGCUCUCAAGCCAAAGCCAGGUGCACCGUAUGCGCUUGGAUCUGGAGCGCGUGUCCACGGAUGCCAUUCGUCGCGAGUCAGCCUGGGUCACGGGCUGCGAGGACUCCUUUGUCGAACAAAUCUUCGCUGAACUCAAGGCCCUCCUGGAGCAGCCUCGUGGCUUGAGCUAUACUUCACACUGGCUCAUGUCGGUGGUAGAGCGCGUCUUUAGCAACGCCGAGCAGCGAUUCGAAGACAGUUCAGUCGGAGACGAUGACGGCGAGAGCACCACCGGCUCAAAUGGCAAGCCUGCUGCGGGUCGAGCUGACCUGGCCGCUCCGCGUUCCCCGCCCCACGACAAGGCCGAGUUGAACGGAGCAGGCAGUGCUGCCGCGGGGCCCGAGGCCACACCCACGUUCAAGAAGGCAGGCCAUGGUCUUGAUGCCCUGGUGGAAGCAGCGACCAAGGAUACGUUGACCGGCCAGCGCAGUGCCAGCCCGGCUCGGGACAAGGAUACGGAGCAUGUGACGUCAAAGGACGAGUCGAGUGCCGAUGCCAUGGCGGAUGCGGACGCCGCGUCCACAACCGCAGGCGAAGAUGAUGAGGCACGUGCGGUACGCAAGGUGCAGCUCAACCACAAGGUGUCACGCAACCUGCUACAAAGCUGGUCUUUCUACUCGGUGCAGAUCUUGCGCGAGCUGACGAUGAAGAGUGCGCCUUCCUUUGGCUCUUUUAAUGCGCUGCGCAUGCUGUUGGACGAGUAUCUCUUCUACAUUGUCCAAACGCGAGUGACACACCCUUGCAAGGUAUUUCAUCACCCCGACGUGAUUAUCAAAGCCGGCGCCAUGGCAUCGACCGAGCGUCGUCCCCAAGAUGCCCAAUCGGAAACUUGGAGCUCUGCCAACUCAACCCGUCUGCAAAACACAACCCUGCCACUCAUGGGUCUACAAGGUCGCGGAGGCUCCUCAGUUUGGGGGCAAUCAACGGCCGUAUAG